This is a messenger RNA of Lineus longissimus, 4320 nucleotides long. RefSeq lists its product as uncharacterized. Gene Ontology annotation, biological process: protein deubiquitination. Bases 1081 to 4320 code for a protein of 1079 amino acids. Lineage: Eukaryota; Metazoa; Nemertea; Pilidiophora; Heteronemertea; Lineidae. The record is from RefSeq and is a predicted model, not a curated record. Gene Ontology annotation, molecular function: cysteine-type deubiquitinase activity. The transcript is spliced from 2 exons.
CUGUCUGCCACUCUGGCAACAAGAAGCCUAGGAGGAGAAUGGAAUCGACCUAUGAGUCAAGUCAAAAAAUCGGUCAAGUUUCAAUUUGAUUCUCGAGUUAGCCACCAGGUGGCCAAAACCAAAAACACAUAAAGUGUCAGAACUCGCUUAAUAUUUGUCUCAUCUUUACCAGAGUUUUAGGGUGUACUAACCUAACAAAGGUGCACGAUAUAUCGCCAGAGUUUUUAGUUUGAGUCAUUUUUCUGGAUCAUAGGGGGGUGCUUUCUGAAAAUCAUGAAAAUUCCCUUCAGCUCUGUAACUUCUGAACGACAUUUUUGGCUUUAAAUUUAGUGUCUUGAUAGAGGGUGGCCCAAAAGUGUGUCGUGUCAAAAUAUAAUAUUGGUCAAGUUUGAUUCUCGAGUUGGCCACUAGGGGGCCUAAACCAAAAACACAUAAAGUGUUAGAACUGACUUAAUAUUCAUCCAAUUUUUUCCGAAUUCCAUCACUCGAGUUUUAAAUUUCACCUGGAGCGCUUUGUAAAAAUCAUGAAAAUUGCCUUCUGGUCUAUGAUUUCAAGAACAAGAGAUUCUGGUAUUGGUAACACAUUUUUGAUAGUGAGUGUCAGUGAGUACCCAUGCCCAUGGCGACAGGGACAUUUACGCUAUGCUUGUUUUUCUUUCUUAUUAUUUCAGAUUCAAUGUCAAUCGUAACUGUGACCAAAAUUCCACAAAGUAUUUCCACUAACUGAAGUGAAUCGUCCAUCAAUGUGAAAAGGACUUUUCACACUAUAUUGAGCAACUGGGAGUGGGAUUGAAACUCCAACAAAACGAAAAAGUCCAUUGGACUUAAAACAGUCCUCAGGACUUAAAACAGUCCUCAGGACUUAAAACAGUCCUCAGGACUUAAAACAGUCCUCAGGACUUAAAAUCCUUACUUGUGGAGUCUUCAGACUCUAUCAACAAUAGUCUACUGGACUUUAAACGCUAUAUCUUUGCCAGUUGAGUCUUUUGACUUGAGCAAGAAUAUCAAAGACAAACAAAACAAAAUAAAAACAAAUAAUUCCUUUAAAUUUCACUUAUUUCUGUCUAUACAUUGCUAAAAAUGGGAAUAUCACUGCAGCAAUAUAGGAUGUCCAUUGGAUUACACUGCCUUAGAAUACUAGGCAAAGAAUUACAGAAAGGCAAAGUGUCAUUCAACAUGAUAUUAUUUUCCAAUAUUUAUAAAAAUCUAUACGAUAUGGUAUUUUACCAGAUUCGACUGAAAAAAACUUCUACCUGUGUAAAAUUUAUGACUGUUCUGACUUGGCAUAUUUAUAAUCAAGUCUAUUCCAAAUUGCUAUUACAGCUGUCUAAUGAUGUUGAGACCAAUCCCGGGCCAAAUGAGUGUCAAUUAUUACUUCAGGGUCAAUAUCAUCAAGGGUCCUCCAUAUUUCCAGAUUUUUCUCGUGGAAGACAGUGUAUACCAAAUGCCAUGACAGCUAUUCUGUAUCAACAUAUUAAAUCAGUAAAUCAGUGGAUAAUGGAUGAUAUCCAUAAUAUUUUAUACAUUGGUGAUGAAUUGUACCGUCAUGUUCGAAUGACCAAUCCACAUGAUCUGCUGCGUCCAGAUGAUCUGCCUAAAGUUAUCUUAUUAAAACAAAAAUAUACAUCUAUCAAAUAUAGUACUUCAUUUAUAGGCAGUAUGAAUGGAAAUGACAAUGGUGUGGAAUACAGCUUGGAGACAGCUCUCAACCUGGCCUUGGAGUCUGGUGACAAUAAUGCCUCUUGUAUUAUUUGUAUAAAAGAUUCCAGUAUAGCCAUAAUAAAAAGUUCUCAUGAUGACUUCUACUUGUUUGAUUCUCAUGCAAGAAACACUUCAGGUCUAUUAGAUUCAAAUGGAAAAUGUGUUUUGCUACUGUUCCGUUCAUUUAAUUCAUUAUGUGCACAACUCAGAAAGAUAUCAUCUUCUGUUACCAAUGAUGUGCAUGCACCAUUUGAACUUACUCCCAUCAAACGAAUAGAAUAUUGUCAAAAACCUCGUAUAAAAGCUUCCGUUUCACAGCCUAUAUUUAACAUUCCAGAUGUUUCGUCAUGCCCAUUAAUUUCAUCCUUUCAGAAUACAAUUGCAAAUGGUAAACCACCUGUACUAAAAGAUACUUCAGCAUCUAUUAGAAUGAAAUCAAUCAUAAACAAGCAUGAAAAUGACAAAUUGAGCUUGUUCAAAGAUUCCCCAAGCAGUAGUCUAAUAUUUAAAAGAACGUCUUUUGAGAUGUUCACAUUCCAUGCCAUUGAUCUGAUAUGGCAAUGGCAAAAACAGUAUCUUUUUACAUCAAGGCCUCCAUUAAUACAAACAUGGUAUUGUGAAGAAACUCAUACUCAUCUUCAACAAUGCAGACCAAGAACUGUCCAACCAAUAGAACCAGAUGGUAACUGCUUUUUCCGUUGUGUAUCAUAUGCAGUUUUUGGAUCUGAGCAACAUCAUCUUUUGAUCAGAGAAAAAGUAGUUCAUCACAUCAAACUCCAAAAUCAUCUUUUUACUGCUCUUUUGCCUUUGUCAUGUUCAACAAUUGAUCAUUAUAUUCAAAACACCCUGAUGGAAUUAUCAGGCACAUGGGCAACUAGUCUAGAAAUUACUGGAACAGCACAUUUUCUAAAAACAGAUAUCUAUACUUAUAAACAAAAUGAUUAUGAUGCUGAAUGGAAAUGGCAUCGAUAUACUCCCACAAUUGUUGAUUCUAGUGUGAUAGUUGGACAAAAAUCGCUAUAUAUUAGAAAUAAACAGAAUCAUUAUGAAUUCGUCACAUCAGUUGAAUCUAUCCAUACAUACUCUGUUGCAGCAGAAGAAAUAUUACCGAAUAGUGCGGUGCUUACUUGCCCUCAUAUGACCCCUACAACUUCAGCAAAAAUUAUUGAGGGAAAAACUAUUUCUAAUAAUUAUAACAAUAAUACUACCACUACCAGAAAUAUUAUAAAAACCACAGCAAUUACAAAUAACAUAGACAAUUAUUUUCAUGACCAAGCAAAGAAACUGCAGACUUAUAAAGACAAUAAUUAUAUACCAGAAGUCACAAUAUUGCCAGCUAUGAAGUCACAAGUGAUAACAAAGGCUGAUUGUCAGCAAAGCAACAAAAUACAAUCUCGAGGUAUGAAGAGGAAAAUCAGUGAUGAUGAUAGAUGUUGUAAACAAAAGUGUACGUGUACUCUUAAUAAAAAUGUACCUAAUCAAAGCAAUCAAAAUAGUAAAAAGGAUUUGCAAAAAUAUGGGCCAAAUUUAGAUGUCUGUAUCGACAAGUUCCACAAAUCUCUCUUGACUGGACCAAUAUAUGUUUGCACUUGCUGUCAUCAGACAUGGUUUUCUCAUUCAGUAAUCAAAAUCACUGCAACAUUCAAAUCAGUUGAUGAUGAUUAUAAAGCUAAAUGCUUCACUCGCAAAUUAUCAGUUGAUUCAUGUGAAUGGUUGUGCAAUACUUGUCAUAACGCCUUGAAACAGAAGAAGAUACCAAAAUUAGCUUUCAUAAAUGGUUUCCAAUUUCCAAGAAAACCUCCAGAGCUACAGUUGCAUCCUCUAGAAGAACGUCUAAUUUCACUUCGAAUUCCUUUCAUGACAAUUUAUCAGUUACCCAGAGGUAAUCAACUACAGCUACAAGGUGCAGUAGUGAAUGUUCCUGUAGACAUAGCGCCAGUUAUCAGAUCCUUACCUCGAACUUUAGACAUGGCUGAGACAAUUCCAAUAUCGUUAAAAAAAAGAUUAGUGUACAAGAAAAAUCAAUAUAAAGAGAAUGUUCGGCCAAUGGCAGUCAUAGCUGCUUUGCAUUAUCUUCUGACCAAAGAACUAUACAAAGAUGCUGAUGUUACCAUUGAUGACCUUUGGAUGCAAGCAAUAAAUAAGAAUUCUUCAGACACUGACAAAAUGGACACAAAUAAUAUUUCCCAUAUAAAUGAUGAUAAUGAUGUUGAUUCUGAUAUAUCAGACACAUUUAGUGAAUUUGAUCCAGAUGAAACAGCCUCUGGAAACCUUGACACAAUGCUAGAUGACCAAAACAUUGAACGUGUUCGUCCUUUAACAUUUGCUCCAGGUGAAGAUCGAAGUCCUCUCAGUCUCUUUCAAGAUGAAGAUGCUGAAUAUUUAUCCUUUCCCACAAUAUUUUGUGGUGAAAGGAUGCCACAUGAUCGAGAAAAGAACUCAAAUAAUCCCAAACUGCACUACAGUGAUGUUUGUAAGUGGCAACUGCGGGCUGAAGAUCGUCGUGUUAGUCAGAAUGUCCCUAAUCUAUUUUUCAAAGCAAAGAAGUUACAAAUCAAGCAAGUCUGUGAUAAAGGUACAUUAGCAAUGAGACGUGUACAGAGGAAAGGAGAACGGUGA